Lethenteron reissneri (Far Eastern brook lamprey) is the source of this 13858-nucleotide messenger RNA. Its product is annotated as ciliogenesis and planar polarity effector 1-like. Gene Ontology annotation, cellular component: ciliary transition zone. The record is from RefSeq and is a predicted model, not a curated record. NCBI's taxonomy places the organism in Eukaryota, Metazoa, Chordata, Hyperoartia, Petromyzontiformes, Petromyzontidae. Gene Ontology annotation, biological process: cilium assembly.
GCGGCACCGCGAGGCGGUGAGGAUGGACGCGAGCGACAGCGGCGGCGUGGACUGAACAGGAAGAGUUGAGGCGGGGGUCGCGGCUUCUGCAGGAGUAUGCAGGGAAGAUUGGAGGUUCUGGCCCUGGCCAGCAUCAAGCGAAGGAAGCCAUGGCCUCAGAUCAGAUGGAUGGGCCUGGACUCGGAGAACCUGCUGCUGCUGGACGAACGCCGCGCCUCGGUACUUUUCCUCCCGUCGGGACGAACGCGGCGCCGCGUUCCACGCCUCCACUCGCUGCUCCCGCGCGUCGUCGCCAUGGCUCCGUCCAGAAACGGCGCGUGGCUCGCUGGCGUGCUGGUGAGCGGGGAGUUGUUCCUGUGGCACAAGGACACGGACUCUCUGAAGACGGCACCCGCCCACCCGGCCGUGCUCGCGCUCACGAGCAGAGCGGGCGAACAAGGAUCGAACGCCCGUCUGUGGGUGCUCCCCUCGGACGAGGGCCGGCGCGUGCUGCUGGGGGGGGCCCCGGACGGGCCCCUCCUGUGGGAGUUGCGCGGGGUGGAUGGCCCCCUGCACGCCGUGCCAGGCUCAUCCCUGCUUGGCCGCUGGGCUCAGCUGCCUCCGCCUAGCGACGUGCCGCUGCCCGGCGCCGCCGACAAAGAGGCCGCGGCGCACGCGGUGUUCUUCACAGAUCCGCUGGGCGAUUGCUGCCUCUGCUCGUUUGUGUUCAGCGCUGGCCAGAGUCUCAUCAUAUCGAGCCUCCUCUCCGCUGGCUUCGACGGCUCGGACGCGCUCUUCAGCAUGACCGCCGCUAUUGCCGAUGCCUUUCCCCAGCGUGGCGCGUUCAGUGCCACGUGGCACGGGUUUGCCUGUGCAUUGGGCUCCCUCUCGCCGGCGUGCGAGGCGGUGAAGUCGCGCGGAGCGUACGUGGCGCGUCUCUCCAGCGACGGGCACGUGCUCGCCAUCGCCGUCAACCAGAGGCACCCUCAGGUCAGCCACCAGGUGCUGUUCACGUCUGCGACGGGCGGCGUCUCGGUGUCCUCCCACCUGCAGGGCUGCGGCUUCCGUGGCCCCACCCUGCUGCCCAAGUUCAUCAGGUCGUACUGGGUGAGCGACGCGAGCUGGCUGAGCGGGGACGCGCUGCUCGCGUGCAUGCUCAAGCGCGGCGCUCUGCUUCUCGUGUCUCGCCUCGGGGAGCCCCUCACGCUGUCCACGCACGGCUGCUCGGUGGAGUUCGGUCCGGCCCUCUUCAUCCCUCUCCACCCCCUCGUCACGUACAGCGCCAGUGGCAGCGCCGACGCGACGGCGUCGCACGGCUCGGCCGCCUCCGAGGCGGACGCCCUGCGCCAGCGGUUCUCCGUGAGCGCGCACCCCCGGCUGCCCUUCCUGCUCGCCUCCGAUGGGUACGUGGUGACGGUGAUGCGUUUGGGCGGUGAGCUGGCGCCGGCGAGGCUGGUGCAGGCUGCGCUGGAGGACGUCCACCGCACGCUAGAGGACGUCCGCAUCGGCUUGGCGGCAUCGCGGCUUCCUGGCGAGGCGGUGCUGCUACGGAGCCUGUCGGUGCUGGGCGCGCCGCCCCCCGGUGAGACGGUGACGGUGGACGCCACGGCGGCGCCACCGCCGCUACCGCCGCCCCCCUUUCUGCAGCAAGACCCCGACGAGUGGUCCUGUGGGGGCCACCGAGCUCUGCAGGGCGACGACCUCUACGACGACCUUUCGGACGAAGAGGAAGGGGGGGCGGGGGAUGCGGGUGGAGGGGGGGGCCCCGACCCCCACCCGUACGUGCGCAUGGAGCACGGCCGCGUGGAGUUUGCGGGGAUGCACGAGGAAUCCCGGACCGCCGAGGGGGAGACGGAGCUGACGGCGGCGGGCGGCGCCAUCGCGGGCGGCGCGGAUCUCUCGGCCCGGCUCUCGUUCGCUCAGCGCCGGCUGCUCGUCGCGUGGCACCUGCUGCUCACUCUCAGGGAUGUCGACUUCUGGGACACCUGGAUGACCUUCACCGUAAAGUGCGUGGCCCGCCUGUCGGUGCUGCUGCAGUUCUCCGAUCGGCCCCGCGGCAGCGCCGGCCCCGCCGGCAAAGCCGCGUCACGCUCCGUGCGCCGCGACCCCUGGCCCUUCGCGGUGCUGCAGCUCUUCCGGCGCUGCGCACUGGUGCUCUGCUGGCCCGGCGAGCCCCUCCCCCUACCCCUCCACUGCGGUCACCGCCGGCGCCGGCACCGCCGGUCCCUUCCGUACGGCGCUCGGCUGAGCCUGGAGGUGGCGGCGGCGCUGCUGAGCGGGCGCGCUGACACCGGCGACACUCGCGCGCACCUGCGCUCGCUGCUCGCCGCUCUUUCCUUGCUGUCCUUCGCUGAGGCGUGGCUCGACCGCGCGUGCGGGCUGGUGCCGGCACCGGCGCCAGAUCCGCCGGUCCAACCGCCGCUCCCCGAACCGUGCCUUGCGUCGCCGGUAGAGCCUCCCGGCGUGGACGACGAUGAGGCGCCGGCAGAGGUGGCGAUGGAAGAAGCGAUGGCAGAUUCCGUACGAGAGGGGCUUGGCACUGGUGUGGAGCUCUACGCCUUGUGCCAUGCACCGGCAGCGGCAGACCGGCGGGUGGCGCCGACUCUAUCCGGGCGGGUCGCGGUGGCGGGGCCGGAGUGGCUCAGGUCCGUCCUGCACCUCCCCGCACGCAGCGCCGGCAGAGAGAGUAGCCGGCCGGCACACAGGCUCGUCGCCUGCUGGAGGCUGCUGUACAGACACGUUUUGCAGUUCCAGCAGCAGCUGCAGCUGCAGCGGCGGCACGGUGCUGAUGACUGUGACGACGGGGCCGCCCAGGAGCGGCUGGUGGCCUCGCGUAUCGCUGCGGCGGUGCAGGCGCGCCUGCAGUGCGUGGACGGGAGCUUUCCACGGCAGAGACCGUUGCUUGAUAUCACCGGAGAGGAACUUUACCUGAGCGGCUCAUACCACGAGGCAGUGCACACCUGGCGGAGGGCGGUGCUGGAAGACACCGACUCAGGGGGGAGGCGUGGCGCUCACCUACAGACGCGGCACUGCCUGGCGCUGCUUUACGCUCACCUGCACGCGCUCCACCUGCUCCCCGCACUCUGCCUGUGCGACCGCAUGGCCGCACGCCUCCUGCAACCGCACACCGACACAGCGCCGGGGAUUUGUGAGCGGGCGGCGCUGGCUGUGGUUCGCUCCAUGGGCCGGUUCAUGGCGGCAUACUUCACCAACCGUGCACUCUACGUGUUCCCACCGCACAGCGUGCAGACGCUGCCGCCGCUGCACACGACGGCAGCUCCGCCCCAGCGGUGGCGCUUGCUGCCGGUGAGCCGCGCCGGCGUGAGCGCGAGCGCCCGGGCCCAGCGCGUGUCGUCGGCCUGGAGCCCCGAGUACGCGCUGGAGCUGCUGCUCGUGGCGGGGCUCCACGCGGAGGCCGUGUGGCUCGCGCGCACGCUCGGCGACUGGAAGACGGCGGUGGCCGUCGGCCUGGCGUACCGCUCGCACGACCACCACCACCAAAACCGCCACCUCCACCGGCGCCGCCACAACCGCAGUCUAGCUGGCGCCGAUCCCGCGGGGCCACCGCGGGUGUCGCUGCAACUCCCCGACGAGCUCCGACCCGCAAGGAUCUUGCAGGAGAAGCUGCAGGCGCUGCUGCAGACGCCUUUAACGGCGCCGCAGAUGGACCCGGACGGAGCUCGGGCGGCCGAUGUAACAGCCGGCACCGCGUCCGACUCCGCCGCCGCCGCCGACGAGGAGGGAGAGGACGAUGCCCCGGACGCCCUGCUCGCCGCGCUGCGCGAGAUGCUGCACGCGGCCGCCAUGGCCGGGGUGGACGCGCUGGGCCCCGCGCUCGCCGGCGCCGUGGGGGCGGCCCGGGAGCGCGCCGGGGGCGGCUGCCUUGCCGGGCUGGUGCCGCCGGGCCUCUACCUGCCGGCGCCGCCGCUGUACUGCCCGCAGCUCGGCGUGGAGCUGCAGGAGGGUGACGACGCGGCGCUGGCGCAGGAGAAGCGCUCCCGGCACGGCGCGUCGAGCGCGCUGCAGCGGGCGCUGGCGCUGCUGCGCGCGUCGCGCUGCUCCCUCCCCGCCGCGCAGUGGUACAUCCGCCGCCUGCAGAGAGUGCGGCGCACCGUGGGCAAGAUCCGUGCCAAGGAGGGGCGGCCGCCCCCCAAGCCGCUGCCCCCCUCCCUGCUGGCGUACACGAGGAUGCGGGGAGUCGCGCUCGAGCGAGCCGGGGCCGAGGGGCAAGGCACGACGGCGCGCGUUCUUGGUUGCUUCCGUGAGCUCUGUGCCCUCUGCUUCCUGCUGCACAUGCGCGACCGCCUCUCCGAGUGCUGCCGCAAGUACCAGGCGGCGCACGACAGCCUGCACAGCGUGCAGCAACAGCGCGGCUCGGUGUUCGCGUUCGACGGCGCGGUGACGGCGCAGUGCGAGGCGGUGUUGGCGUGGGCCUGCCGCCUGCUGCCCUUCGCACGCUUCCUGCACGCCGAGGAGAUGCUGCAGGACCUCGUGCUCAGCCUCGUCGCAGAGCUGCCCCCCACACGACAGAUGGUGGAGAUUCUGGCGCAGGCGUUCCCGGACGCGGAGGGGGUGCGCGUGCCGCUGCAGGACAAACACCGCUCGCUGCUCAAGCGCCUGCGCUUUGUCUACGUGCAGGACGCAGGGGAGGGGUCGUCGGAGCAGCAGAGCGUGUCUCUGUGUCUGGACGAGCAGCAGGAACGCCGCGACCGCUUCCUGGCGCGCGUCGCACGCACCACGGGCCCCGUGCUCGCCCACAUCUGGGAGCCCGCCGCCAAUGACGACCACGGGGACGACGACGACGACGCCUCCGUGUCCGCCGCCAGGUUUCGUCCGCUGCUGCGCUCCGGUUCGGCCGACUCGGAGAGCGCCGGCAACGCGGACGAGCCGGCGGCGGCGGCGGCGGUGCUGGGGGCCCCGGAUCCAGGCGCGAGCAGAAAGCGGCCGGCGGUUCGGUGCUUCUCCGAUUCGCUGGUGCGGCACGGCGCCGUGCCGGGCGGGGGUUUGUCGGGGAGCAAGGCGCCGGCGUCGUCGUCGCCCUCGUCGGCCGGGGCGACGACGCCGGUGGCCGCGGCGGAGUCGUCGGGGAAGACGCCGGUGAGGAAGGGAUUGUCGCUCGACGGGCGGGUGGGCGCCGCGGCGAGGAGGAGACGGGCGAGCGGUGGUGACAGCAAAUCGCCGUUCCGCGAUGAGUGGUCCGAUCCCGGGAGCCGCGUUGCAGCCGGAAACGCCGGCACCGAUCUGGCGCACGGCACUGGCACAGAGGGAGCGGCGGCGGCGGCAUCGGCGUCGCUGCCGCCUGUCGGGAGCUGGGAGUUCGAGCUGGAGGACGACGAGUACCUGGACUUCCUCGACCUCUUCCUGGGCUACGUGCUCGAGCGUGACUUGGCGGGCGGCGCCGGGCAAGACGACGGGGCAGCCGACUCGGUGCCGCUGCUGGCGCCGUUCACCGAGCUGCUGCGGCGACGCGAGCUCACGUCGCUGGCGUUUGAGGCGCAGGCAAUGCUGAAGCGCUGGGUGGAGCGGCAAGGCGGCGCCCACCGGCCGCUGGCGCGAACUAACAGCCUCCCGGCGGCGCGUGAGCGCAAGCGCGGCCGGGCGAUCGCGGGGACCGGCGGCGCCACCGCCGCACCCGACGAGAAGCCUCCGUUUGAAGCCGGCACGCUCUACCCGGCGCUCGCCGGCCUCUACGCGGAGCUCCGUCCGGAGAGCGGCACGAGCGGGAACCGGUCUCGCGUGAGCCGGAGCGCGGACGCGGUUAAAGAACGUCCCGUACCGAGGGCAGCCGGCGCGACGGGGAUCGGCCCGGAGGCACCGUUCGCGAGAGUCGGCCCCUUCGGCCCCCCGCCCUCGAAGCUCUUCGAGGGCGCGAGGAGUAAACCGGCGCCGCUCGCCGGUGAGACGGUGCGGGAGGCUCCGAGCGGUGGGCUCUUCUGGGCGCGGCGGCAGGCGCAGGCGGAUGUAGGACGACUCCCGGCGGACGAGUCGGAGGGAUCGUGGCUCGAGUUGAGCAGCGCUGGCGCUUGGGGACGCCACCCUCGGCUGACCGGUGGCGCCCACGCAGCGGGAAAGUCCCGUGAAGGAGCGGCCGGAUCGCAGGAGGUGAGGGAGAGGAUGGCCAGCGCGGAGGGGAAGCUGCUGGAGUGGAUGGUGCGCUGGGCUGAUCGGCGCCGGCCCACGCCGGGACACCGCGCCAAAAGAGCGACCGGGGAAGGAGGGGACGGCGCGGUCAUGAGGGUUCGCACGUCCACGGCGGCCCUCCUCACCAGCCUGUGGUUGCUGGAGCGCCGGCAGGGCCAGCGGGGCGCCCCCAGCCCUGGGCAGCAGGACACGGUGGUGGGGUCGGCGCGGGUGAAGGUGUCGCAGCGAUCAUCGGAGAAGGGGGGCAGCACGGACACCGGAUACCACGGCUCCUCCGACACCCCGCCCCCUCCUCCCCGCACCACCGCCCAGCGCUCCAGGCUCGCUCGCCACAACUCGGCAGGGCCGGUGCUGGGUCCUCGGACGCAAGUGGCGACGGUUCACCCGGCGCUGGGGGAGGAGGAGGAGGAGGACCUCGCGACUCCCAUCGCUGGCGACGAGCUUGAGACGUCGGAUUCGGACGUCGACGACGUGCGAGACUCGCGGGACGACGACGCCGAUCGGCAGCUCGUACCACACGGACGCGGCCGGGACGAGUCGAGGGACGAGAGCUCGGGCGAGGGUAGCCGGGCCGAGUCGCCCACGUCAUCCCCGUGGUCGCCCACCGCCUCCGUCGUCAAGCCUUGCCGCAAGUCCAGCCUCAGCUUCCUGCGCGAGGAGGACCCUGGGCUUCAGCUGGGACUCCUGCAGCAGCAGGAGGGAUCUGCAUUCAGGACCGAUCCUUCGCUCCGAGCGGCGCCCACCGACGGGGAGUCGAUGGCGUCGCUGCACGGGGAGUCGAGGGCUCGGGCUGCGGGGGAGCUGAGGAGAGGGGGGCGCGGGGGGUCGAGCUACGCGGAGGGACCCCACGCUGCAGCCGACGCCGGCUCUGGGUCAUCGCGGGUCGCCUUCAUGGAGGAGGUUCAGCGCUUUGCCCAGACUCAGCAGCACAACUUCAUAUCCAUGAUGCAGGCAGUGGCGAUGUCACUGCCCGGCUUCAUGAGCUCCGACCAGAGCAGGCACCCUCCUCCUCCACCUUCUGUGCCACCACCGCCCUCACCACCGCACUCCCACCACGAUCGUGCUGAUCACGACCGCUACCACCACAGUCGUACGCACCACGAUCAGACUUACCGUGGUCAUGUCCACCACGAUCGCGGCAACCACAAUCACACUCAACGCGACCGCAACCACCACAAUCAUGCCAGCCACGAUUCCAACCACCAUGAUGAGACCCACCGUGAACACACCCACGCGAGCUACCGGCAGCAGCCACCAACUCCACCACCAGUACCAGUACAACCACCACCAUCGCCACCACCACUGCCAGCUGACCGCCCCUCGGCAUUGCCUGCGGUGCCGCUGGGUAAUGGAUCUCUGCUGGGAGGGAGGGCGGCACAAGGACCCCUGGAGCCGGGUGGCCAAGCGGGCAGUGCCACGUGCCUGUCGGACCACGGCACCAUCGAGCUGUCCAGGCCGCUGGCGCUCGAGGAUUUGGACGCCCCCGGCCUGGACUUCGCCCGAUCUGCGGCUGCGAUGUCGGCGUCCGAGCUGGCGCUGCCGCUGCUGACGCUGAGCGGGGACAGCCAGCGAGCGCUGCCAGAUCGGCUCGCCCAGCCCUCGCUCUCGCUGCCACCGAUUGCCGCGGUGGCGCCGGGGGCCGCCGGCCUCACCACGCCGCCGGCGCUGAGCGGGAUGGCGCUCCUCACGCUGCCGCCGCAGUCGGCGCUGCCAACUUUCCUGCCGCCGCCGCCGCUGCCACCGUUCAUCAAAAGCGGCGCCGGGCUUGCAUUCGCUGGGGUGCCCACGCUACGGGCUGCGCCGCCCAGCCGCCCCGUCACCGCCUGGCCUCCCAGCGAUCAUCACGGUCAGCCGCAAGCACACGCCGGCGCUCCCCACGCCGCGGUCGUACCGCCAGCGCCGCCGCCAGCGCCGCCGCCAGCGCACCUCGACCUCUCUCAGUACGACCCUCGCUCGCUCCAGGAGGCCCGCGAGCAGCAGGCGCGUCGCUCCCAGCGCAGGCCGAACGUAGCUCACGCGCACCUCAACCUGGACAUGUACGAGCUGUCGGGAGCCCCGCGCGACGGCCCCGCGUCGCUGCCCCCGCCACGUCUGGCGGCCACCGCUGGCGGCGCCGGCCCCGCCGCACCGGCGUUCCUGGUGGCGUCCGGACAGGAGGCAGCGGCGGCGGUGGCGCCGGCGGCGUGGCCGCUCUUGGGCUUUGAACAAGGUGCGGCGUCGUACCAGACGGCGCACCUUGCCUACGGCGAGCCGCCACCGCCGCCGCCACCCCCGACCGUGAACUUGAUGCUCCCGCCGAUGGCUGUGCCGAACGCCGCCGGGCAGACGCUCGCCCUGCCACUCCUGCACCUCCCGGCGCUACCGCCCGUUGCGAGUCCGGCGCGCGCUCCAUCUCCUCCACGCUCCGUUCCCCACCUCAUCCCGCUCUCCCAGCUACAAGGCAUCCAGAAUGGGGGGCUGCCCCCAGAAAACCUCGGCUCCAGUGGGCUACAGCUGAUCUCCACGGCCCCCCCAAACGAGCGUGACGCGAGGAGGAGGAGACGCCGGGCAGAGGAGACGGACCCCGAUACGUCCAACAAGAGACCGUCCGUGUCCUUUAGACCCGAGGAGUCCAUCAUCCCCACGGAGGCACGACCACGGACGCGCGAGGAGUCGCAGCAGACAGAAGUUGACCUGGACGGAGACGGAUACGUGAUCAGAGCCGGUGCGUUCAGGGACAUGCUGGCGCGGCAGGAAGUGCUGCGAGGCGCCGUCCCCUCCUCGGCCGAGCUUCACCUGUUUGCCAGCACCGGCAAGAACGCGACGAGCAAGCGGCACGCGGCCACCAACACCACCACGACAGACGACAUCAGACCCGUGCUGGCUGGGCACAUUCUGCCCCCGGACGUCGUGUUUGGACUACGCUACCCGGACCGGCAGGGGGGAGUCACAGCCUCGACGGCUCCCCACAGUCAGCCCAGCGAGCAGGUGCCGCUGGCGCGCCGCUUCAUCAACGUGGUGGACAUCGACGGCGAACAGCUCAGGGACCUGCCGGCAGCUGGGGCGGCGUCCGUGGGCGAGGCGGCCCGGCCCGCCGCCCUCCCCGAGCCGUCGAGCGCCGAGCUGCACCUCCUGGCGGCCUCCGUGCUCAACGCGGCGACGCCGCUACCAGGCCGCGAGCGCCAGCCUUCGCCAUCCCGCGGCGACCGUCUCACCGGGCGGCUGCUGCAGCAGGAGGACGAUCCGAUGCCGGCGCCGGCACCAGCGCCGCCGGCCGAACAACAGGAAGGCGCCGGGGAUGCGGGGACGGCGUGGGGAGCGGCAGCGCGGGGGGCCGGCGGGUCCGGCGGGCUCGGGGGGGCGCACGGCCGCGCGGCCGCCCGGCUGCGGCACAUGGACGCACAGCUGGCGGCGUUGCAGCGCGUGGCGCACAGCGUGGAGGCCGACUUCCGCAGCGCUCACCUGCUUGUGGACACCAUUGAGCAGCUGGGUGGAGUCGUGCUGCCUAAAGACCCCGAGGUGACGUCUGGACGCCACGCCGCAUGGCGAGGCCCCGCCACGGACAGAGAGCUGGGGCAGGCGGGUGGGUGGGCAGCGCCGUCACAGUGGGAGCUGGACGUGGAUGAAGCGGAGAACGGGCACCUGCCGUCCAGCGGCACAUCCGUGGACGUCUUGGGAAGGGACGUGCCAUCACCGACCCUCCCCGAUGCGGGUAACGGAGAGCUAAUUUACGGCGCGGACAGGGACGAGGAGUUGCGCUGGAGUGGCCUCACAGGAGUGAGUGACAUCAUCGCCGACAUCGUCAGAGACGGCGGUGCGGCCGACAUGGGGCUCAGCCCAUCGCAGGCACAGAGGAUAGUCGCCGAGAGCGCCGCGCGUGGUGGUGGGCGCUCGCCGCCGGAGGACGACGAGGCCGAGCGGCGCCGGCUGCGCGAGUGGAUGAAGCAGCGCCGGCUGCAGCAGCUGGCUGAGUUCCGGCGCGAGCGCGCGGGGCUGCGCGAUCGCGAGCGCGCCCCGUUCACCUCCGCCUCCUCCAAGCCGCCCGCGGCCGACGGGAAGCCGCUGAAGCUGUCGCUGAAGGAGAAGGAGGAGAGGGACAGGCUGACCCGGGCGCAGCAUGCGGAGCGCAGGGCAGAGGAUGCGCGUGUGCUCAUGGGGCAGCUCCUGUCCGAGACGGCUCCAACUGCCUCCCGGCGGCCCGGGGCCCCUACAGCUCGUGCACGGAGCCUCACUCCCACACGCGGGGCCGUCGACGCAUUCCGAAGCAGGAGCAGCUCCUCCGGCAGGGAUCGGCCCUCGGCGCACGGCGUUGCGAGACGCGGAACGCCGGCGCCGACCGGGCUGCGCCAAACCCCGGCCGCCGCCAGGCCGCGCAGCGCCAGCGCCGGCCGGACCCGGCAGCCGCCACCGGCGAGGGCCCGUGCCGUCUCGUUCAGCAGCCGCGUGGCCACGGGCCCCUCGAGCGUCGGCGCUCGGCCUCCCCGGCGGGGAGAACUCGGCGCCACCCGCACCCUCCGCUCGGCCGAGGAGCGCGGCCGCAGCGCCGGCUCUGCCGCCGCUCCGCUCCGUCCGGCUCUGAAACAGCCGAUGCAGUCUCCGCCGCACCGCGCCGCCGCCGCCGCCACCGCCGCCCUCCGCAGGCCGGGCUCCGGCGGGAGAGCGCACUCGCCGCUCAGGGCCGGGAGAGGAGCAGAACUGCCGGGCGCCGACGCCCGUCGGAACGGAGCGAGGAGGGAGGACGGAGCGAGGAUGGUUGAGGAGAGGUGGCGGACCACCGGGGAGAGCCGGGCGGUGGGAGACUCGGCGGAGCUCUCCGCGAUGAGCAACUGGAGCGUGCCGGACGACGUGCGGAGACUGCUCGACAGGGACGAUGGCGGCAGCCUGCUGGGGGUUCCGGGAUUGCCCGAGGACCGAGACACGGACCUGGAGGCCUUGAACGUGCGCGCGGGCCGAGCUCGCAACGCAGCAGCAGCAGCAGCAGGAGGAGGAGGUGGCGACGAUGAUAACGACGUGUCGCAGAGCACCGGCAGCAUCCUGUGCAACACCGACUGGGGCGCCGUCGAUUACAUGUUGGCGAGCCUGCAGCAUCACUCCUGACGGCCGCCCCGUGUGUCCGUGUGAGUCUGUGUGGUCUCCAUGUGAGUCUGUGGCUCUCUGCGCAAGUCCAUGCGAGUCUUAGGAUCAAUUGUGCGAGUCUGUGGCUCUCUGCGCGAGUCCAUGCGAGUCUUAGGAUCAAUUGUGCGAGUCUGUGGCUCUCUGCGUGAGUCCAUGCGAGUCUUAGGAAAAUGUGCGUGGGUUUAUAGGCCUCACUGUGUGAGUCUUGUGAGUCUCCAUGUGAGUCUGUGGGUCUCCAUGUGGCUGUGUGGCUCUCUGCGUGAGUCCAUGUAGGACUCAGGAUCUAACGUGCGAAUCUAUGGGUCUCUGUGUGAACCUGGGUCUUUGUGAGUGUAUUGGGCCUUCUGUGAUUCGAUGUUUUAGGAUCUUUGUGUGAGAUUAUGGGUUUCUGUGAAUCUAUAAUUCUUGGGAUCUUCUGUGCCAGUCUAUUUGUCACUGUAUGACCCUGCAAUGAGCUGGGCAUGAGUCGUCUCAGCUGUUAUAGGUGUAUGUGGCAGUCUGUGGUAUUGGCACGUUAUAGGCGAAUGUGAGCGUUUGUGGGUUUGGCAUGGUACGAGACUAAGCCUAUGUUUGUGUUCUUUUUUUUACACGAUUGAUGAGCACAGGCCCCAAGGCUUUAAAACGUCAAGCGGUCAGCAACAAACAGCACUAUAAAAGUUGUAAGAGUUGAUGCGUUUCUCGAAUUGAGCACGGUUAUUACCGGAGCUCGGGAAGAGAGAGAGAGAUGACGAUGGGAGGAGGAGGAGGGUAACCUCACCCGUCUCGCUGCGAGGGCGCCGAGCGGCGAGAAGCCAAAAUCGACAAAUAAUGAACGCCUCGAAUAAGCCGAGUGGCCUUUUUGUGUUUUUACUGCAGCUCACAGGGAUUCUCGCUGCCCGAAAGGCGUUUUGUGUGGUCAUGACUGAACGGACUUCACACACGUACUCCUAGUUCUUUCGGUAAAGUCGCGUAGGUAAAAAAUGAUUUCAAUUUCUACCUACGUGACUUUACCGAAAUAACUAAGAGUAUGAUACCUUGCAGUCACGAAAGCUCAAAUCUAGGACUUCACACAUGAUCGCCAAACCCCCCUCACCCCCCCCCCCCCCCCGUUCCAUACCUGCGACAUCGAGGCGGCCACCUCCCAGCCUAGGGCCAGCCGAAUAGUGGCAGUACAGCAAGAAGGAUCGAAUCCAUCUUUGCUGGGGAUUGAGUGAUACCGCCCAUGCACAGGUGCGUUUUCUCCGGGGCUCGCCCGGUUUCCUGCCACGUGUAUAAACACUCAGUAGAAGGGAAAUAAUAAAAUAAUAAAAAUACAACAUCAUUAAAUAAUUCUCACGACGUUUCGGCCACAACGCAAGCAGCCGUCCUCAGGUCAAGACCAGGUCUGUCGAAAAUUAAACACUCAGUUUUCACGGACUUGGUCAAACAUCCCGACUAACAGGGCCACGGAUUGUUGGUGCCGGCUCUGGCCGUUGUUGUGUCUGUUUAGUCCGUCAGCCUAUCAGCUUCCCGAACCAACCUGUAUCCAGCAGCGUCUCCGGGCCGCUGUGAAAACGUUUUGUUUUCCCCGUCGGCUGACAGCGGAGAGAGCGAUCCCUUGGUGGUCUGGCGGCUCGCGGAGGAUCCGGAUUGCGGAUUGACGGCGCUCGCGAACGCCGCCUUGCGACCCGCCACGCCGUGUUAUCCACGGGCUACUGCUCUACUCGUGGGAGGGGUCCGGUGGCUCGGAGGCCGCGUGAUUGCAAAAUCGUCGGCGAGUAAACCCGGUGGCGAGCGACAAAACACGUUCCCUUAACCCGGUCCGCACCCGAGCGCUCUGGAAACCGCGCAACUUAGAUCUCCUGCAACCGCUGUGUCCACGCAACUGAGCGAACAGGAGCCCGAUAAGGACUUUGGUGUGUGGCCUCGCACUUGACGGCAUAGACUCACCUCCCCCCCCCGCUCCUGGUCAGAUUGUAACUCGCGAUUUUGAGCACGCGGUGAGCCACGCCGCUACAAAUUUUGGGAGCAGAUAGCCGCUUGAAAGUUGUUUCUGCGUGACUACAGUCAAAAAGAAGUUCUUCUAAACUCAUCCCUUAACAACCUAUUUUUGUGUUUUAGUUUGUCGCCCACCCACGAUUUUGCUACGUACGGUGCGAAAGAAGUUCAACAUACGGUGCUUACAACAACAACUUAGAUGCGUGCAACUGCUCGCUCGGGUGCGGACCCAGCUCAUAGCCGAACGAGCGUGGUGCGUGUUCAUGUCAUCCGUGGCCAUCCCUCCCCCAUCCCUCCCCCACCCCUCUGCCCCUGCCCCAGACAAUUGAGCGUUGGCCGCGUUCAAAACGUGUGUGUGGAGUGGGCGAGCGAAGAUCUCCGUAUCAUUUAAUUUUGUGACUGCGACGGUCGAGCGCAAAGCGGCGGAGGCGCCACCGGAUGGCAGGAAGAUGGUCGUCUUUCCCCGGUCGGCCACGGACACAGCGGCCUGCUGCUCCGGUGGCGAGGGUUGCGAGGGCUGCAAUAUUUCUACAGCGGGUUGUGUUUUGCAAUCUGAUGAAAUGUUCGCGAUUUUACACGGAACGCGCCUUUUCUCUGUGCGGACUGCGGCGGUGUCCAAACACGGAACGUCUUGAAUGUGACCGAAUCGCCGUGGGAAAUGAGACGCAAUUAUAUUUUUUGUUAUGAA